GCGCCACGGUCGAUGUGACGCGCUACAACCAUAGAACGGUGUAAUGGACAGUGAUCUAAUCAAGAAAAACGUACUUUUCAUUACAAUUACGUUGAAUAGAAUUCUUAGUCAGUUUUGAACAUCCAAUCAUUGCAAGAUCAGUGCCUGCCAUGGAGGGUGAAGGAGGAGACCCAUUAUCUGUGAACAAAAAUCCAAGGAUCAUAAAAGCUGCCCAAGAAGAAGUAGCCUGUUUGGAUGUACUAGUCUGUGGCACCUGCCAUUAUGUGUUUCAUUUUAUUGAAGCUUUCGAAGAACAUAAGAAUGCCAAUGAGUGUGGAAAACCUACAUUCAAGGCUAACCUGUCUGAAUCAAAACCUCAAGUUUGGGCAUUUCUGCUAUGGAAAAGUUCUGUAAUGAAUCAACACAAAGCAGAAGGGGAAAAAGAGCCAAUCAAUUCAUGGAAGCUUUAUCAGCGAUGGUGCAAGAUGGCAGAAAAUACAAGGGAAUCAUGGAUUGCAGCUGGCAAGUCCAUACAAACUUUUUCUACACUAGCCAAUGCAAAAAUAGCAGAAAUAAUCCAUUCUGGGAAGAAUCCUAUAGAGGUGAGGCCUCGAGUUGUUACUACAAAGUCUAUGCCGUUGUCUGACGAUGAGGAUGAUGACUAUAAAUCAGAAGAAUUGGGUAGAAAUGAUGCAGAAAUAAAAACAGAACAGCGGAAAGUUGUACGUAAGAUUGUACGUAUACCUGUGGAUAAGAAUGGCGGCGUGAGAGACGUACGCCCAAUACGUGGCAGCCAAAAUAUGAAAGAGAUACGGACUUACUCUAUCAAAAAGGAUCAUUUAGGCGAAGUAACACUGGCAAGAACUGAUAUGAAUGAAUCCGUAUCCGCUGCCAUUGAAAGUGGUGGAGAUGAAGAAGACGAAUCUCUGGAGUCUGAAGAUAAGGAAAAUGUAAAGGAACCAACAGAGGAAGCAACAGAAUCUGCAAAACCAGAUAAAGAAGAUGAAGAAAAGAGCACAGAAAUGUUGCAGACUGAAACAGGAGAAUCUAAAAUUGUAAAAACUGGAGACAGUAAAUUAGUGAAGGACCCUCUUGGUGAUGGCAUGGUUGAAAUUAAGGUGGAGAAUAUGAGUAGUGAAGAGGAUCAAGUGGAGGAGCCAGCAGAACAGGGAGAAGCAAGCAUGAAACCUAGGGUUCGGAGUUCAUUUGGCCCCGCGCCACCAGCACAGCGACCUGGCACGGUGAAGAGGAGACCUCUACCAGACAUCAAACUGCCCGGUAACAGGAUGAUGCGGAAAAGUGACAAGAACAAAGACAGUGAAGAUGAAUAUGUGGUAGAAAAGAUUCUUGCAAAGAGGUUCAACCCAAAGAGGAAGUACCAUGAGUAUUUACUGAAAUGGGAAGGAUAUCCACAUGAUCAGAAUACAUGGGAACCUGUGGAGAAUAUGGCAGCGUGUGACAAACUGGUUGAGACAUUUGAACGUAACCUUGCAAGGCAGAAAGCAAUGCAGCAGAAAGCUGCAAAUCAACUGUCCCACCAGAAACUAAAUCAAAGCAUAGCUGAGAAGCCUCUGAUAAAGGUUAAGAGUUCGGUAAAAUCUGAAGAGUUGAAUCAACCUGGACCUAGUGGUGUAACAAAUUUAGAGAGCCGUCCAGUACGAAGCAGCAAGAAGAGAGCUCUGGAGCAAGUUAAGUCAUGGUGUGGUUCUAUGACCAAGAAAGAGUUUGAAACAGGUAAGAGGAAAGCUGGUGAAGAAAGUGACUCUGAUGAUGACAUUAUACCUGACAAGAAAAUAAAAUUAGAACCGCCAGAUGAUGAUUGGAGUGGAGGUGAAGUAGGGACAUCCUUGAACAGUGGUGGAUCUUCAGAUGAUGACUCGUGCGAGAAGAAACGACCUAAACAUAACAUAGGAUCCAUGCAAGGAAAUCAAAACAAAGUGGUGGGGAUUAUUCACAAAGCAUCGAUGGUACAGCUUGGAGAUGAUGUUAUAAAACGAGGACCUGGCAGACCAAAACGGCUACAGUCGAUGGAGUCGAGUAAUACUAUAAAUGGAAUUGCUAAAAAUAAAAGUUCCACAACAAUGGAGAAAGAUCUGGCCGUGGAAUUGGGUUUAGCAUCCGAUUCCUCCCCUGAACAUAAAAGUAAACCGCAGCCCAUCAUAAAACAGUCUCCUUCAUCACAGCCUCCAGUUCUUGUCGCCAACUCAAAAGGUGUUAUUAAGGUAGAUCCACGACAGGUCCCAAACCUUACUUCAGGUGUCUAUAUAGUAUCCAAUAAAUCUGGUAUUGUUAAACUGAAUGAUCUGCCUUCAUCAUCACCAGUGAAAGGAAGAUUGUCACCCACAAAACAGUCUCCACAAGGGCAGAAAGUUGGAAGUGUAGGAGUCGUGGUCCCAGGAAGCAAGCGGGAUGGUAUGCUGACGGGCAUUGUGCGCAAACCUCUCUCCCAACCAAGCGCAGGUGCUCGUUCUGUUUUAGGACAAACUUCAUUAAAGCAAGGAACUCCACUUAGAGCACCCCUGAGUGUGAAUUCUGGUUUGGUGCGAGUUACGCCACCAGGAAGUUUGAACAAGUCUAUGUCAGGAUUAUCUCAUAUAGGGACUUCGGGGGGAAGACCUCCUCUCAUGUCACCAAGGGUGGGUUCUCGGCCAUUCUCUUCUCCCCGCCCACUUUCUAUGUUAACUCAAAGACCUGGUUUGUUGCAGUCGUCACUGCGACCAGGACUACAGCCCAGAUUACCUGGGAUGUCUCUUAGGCCAAGCUUAGCAUCUCCUGGUUUUAAAAGGUCACCUUUAGGAAUACCAGGAGUUCAGACCAAAAUUACUAGUGCUCUGAGGCCAAAAAUGCCUCUUCAAUCACCUUUAGGAAGGGGGAUGAUACGAACGCCUUCCCCAGCUACACAGGUUAAGAGUGGAAUUAAACCUAUUCAUGCUAUGUUAGGCAAGGCUGUGCAGAAUUAUGGCCCAUCACCAACAAUGAGUGCACAACAGAGAUUAAUAUUAGCUAAGAAACAGCAGGAGGCAAAGGAGACUGCUGUCUUGGUGAAGCAGGGUUCUGGCGGUGUACCAAUGCUGCCCGGUUCGGUAUCCAUGAAACCUAGCAUAAAAGCAGAUGAUCCAAGGUUAAGGAAACCAAUAGGGAGGGGAAGGGGCAGAGGUCUUUCAGUGGGUGAAGGCAUAAAUAACGGUAGACAGAGGGAUAGCAAACUGAUAGAUGGUGAUGGACUUCAUAUGGAGUUCCAUGAAGUUCACACAAGCAGUGACAGUGAUGAUGGAGUCGAGUCCUUACCAGAGCUUCCAAUGGGAGAUCUUCCCUCAUUGGAACCAGACAGCCCACCACGACCAUUUACUUUAUGUCCCGAAACUGGAAAGAUUUUGGGUCAGGCGGAAGGAGAACCAACACCAGUUCCAAGUCCAGACCCUGAGCCAGAGCCUGAACCAGUACCAAAAGCAGAGGAGGAGGCAGAAGAAAUAUUACCUGACAAACGAGAAGGCUCGCCUAUUCGAAUUGCUGAGGAAUCUCCAUAUCAAAAUGAUGAAGAAGAAACAUUACUAAAAGUGGAAAUGAGCCCUGGUGGAACAACAGGAACUGUGAUAGAAAGUAAUGUUGCUGAUCCAGAAUCAUACAUGAAUACGCUAAGGACAGAGGAGGGCUUGACCGUUACAAAGAUCAGUACCACGAAUACUAGAGUAAAUGAUUCUCAGCAGCAGGUUACCGUGUCUACGCCGAAAAUAGGUGGGGGGAUUUCUGUCCCGGCAAGGAAAUUAUUUCUAGACUCUACGAGCAACAAUGAUAGUAGUGGUAGUAGUGGUGUUGGCCCCAGUAACGGUGGUGGCAGUAAUGAAAUGAACACCGAAUUAGUGACAUUUGGGGAAGAUGGUGUAGUGUAUCAGAUUUCAACAGAGGAGGAGCAGGAAGGGGGGGAAGCAAUGUUAGUGUCUGCAGACGGAGAGCCACAGUGCGUGUAUGUGACGGCUGAACAGGCGGCAGGAAUGGAGGACGGGUCUGUUCUCACUUUGGACACGGCUGUUGCCGAGGCUGUGGCACAGCUGAUGCCUGAGGUGAAUGUGAUAGCAGGUGGAAGUGGUUGUUCGCAGUUUUACAUGAAGGAAGUGGAUGCAGAUAGUGAACAACUGAUGAUCACCUCAGGGGUUGAGGACGGAGAGGAAACAACCCAGGCCCAAGUUGUGGCGCAAGUCGUCCAGGAGGGAGAACCAAUGUCUGGAACAGGUGGAACAAGGAGAGUGGUGCUUCUCCUGCCAGACGGAAAUCUCAUGAUGACUGAGGUGGAUGAGGAACAGUAUGCAGCUUUAGAAUUGGACAAAUGAAGCACAGAAAUCUGCUCACGGUUUCAAAUUGUGAUGCCAAUACAGUUGGAGCGCUGAGCUGAAAUAAUGUGAUGCGUCUGACAUUAAAGCAGUUUGAAUAUCUGCUAAUAUCGCACCCAGUCAUUAUAUAGACAUUUUCCCAAUGUACCGAGUCUUGAAGCAUUGCACGAACUCCACGUGAUUAUAAAAAGACUGGGAAGGAAGUGACUUUUUGUAAUUUAAAUUAGAAUUUCUAAUAUGUUGGAAUAGAGUUAUUUUGAUUUGAAAAAGAAUUUUAAAACCUAUUAGGAUUCUAUCUCCACAGAUUGCUGUACAAAGUGUAUAGCUUAUUAUUAAUGACAUGAAUUUGGAAUGUGAGUACAAACUUAUAUUUUAUUUAAUACUUGUAAACAUGGUACAUUACUUUCACAUAAUAAGUUAGUGUUUUGUGAAGUUUAGCAAUGGACACAAAUGUAGUAGGCAGAAGGCAGGCAUUGCCAUGGUAAUGACACGAGGUUUUGUACGGUUAUAUUUUGCAUGUCUCUGAAUUAUGAAGCUCAUGAUCAAAUUGUUCCAUGUAUCAGUCCACUGUACCUUUUCAGUUAUCACUUGACUUCUGUGCAACUGUUAUGAGAAAUAUUAAUAAACAUGUCAGUGUGAAUUGUUUGUUGUACAUCACUUUAUAUCUGUUUAAUGUACUGAAUUUCAGGGGGAAAGUUUUAACAUAUUUAACUCAACUUUUAGUAUAGUUGCUGAUUCAGAUACUAGACAUAAUAUUGAGAUACAACACCUGUAAAUUCUUUGUGCUUUCAAAUACAGCAAAACAUUAUUCAGAAAUAGUAUUAUUAAUUAUCAUAAUCUGCACUUUGUUCAUAUGACAUAGAGAAAGUUUGAUCAUGUGUCCAUAAUUUUCUAACCAUGUUUUGAGUGCUUGAACAUGAACCAUAAAAUCACAAAUAUCCACUUUUCUUUUCAUUAUUUUGUGAAUUAAAAAAUGUAGCUGAAAUUCUGUAUAUUUGUUUAUGAUGUGGCUGUUUGUAUAUGUUCAUAUGUUGAUGAAAGAAUAAUUAUUAAAGUAAUGGAUUUGGUUGAAAAGAAUGGGUGAGGAAGAAUUUUUUUUCCUCAUAUACCCCAUGUUUAUGGAAAUAUAAACAUGUUUUAAAAUAAAUAAUGAUAUUGACAAAAUGUUCAAUAUGCCAUCAAGUGACACUGUACCAGUAAAGUGAGGUGAGGCUCGUGAUGUUGCUACUUGAUAAUUUGUAAUUAGAUUUACUUUUGUCUCAUUCAAGUCUGUAGAAUGUUGUAAAUAUGCCAGCCCCACAAUUAUUUUGUGUAAACAUGCAUUAUUCUCACCUUCAAAUGUCAUUAUGCCCAUUUCCCUCUGCAUUUCUUAUUGGAAUUAUUUUCUCUAAAUAAAUUAUAUACAGUUUCUAAAAGUGGA
Zootermopsis nevadensis is the source of this 5727-nucleotide messenger RNA. The record is from RefSeq and is a predicted model, not a curated record. Lineage: Eukaryota; Metazoa; Arthropoda; Insecta; Blattodea; Termopsidae.